AUAUAAAGGAACUACAGUUUUCUAAUGAGGAUAAAAAGAAAAGUUACAGUUGUGACCUAACCACAGAUACAUCCACAUCCUCCAAAUCGGAUAGUAAUACAUCUUCAACAAUAAAUGUAAAUAAUAUAUCCCCAUUGCCUUCCUCAUCGUCAACCUCAUCAGUCAUAACAAUAUCAACUACAAGUACAAAUACUCGAAUAAAAAAUCAAAAUGUAUUGAAUAAUUCAACAACCUUUGGUUCACGUAAUCGAAGACAAGAUUGGUGUAAAUGGCCUAUUUGUAUUCAGUACCGAACAACUGGUUAUUGUCUAGGAUAUAAUCCUAAUGGUACAUUACCAGCAUCAUCACAAAUGUGUCAAGCUGCUCAUAUUGGUCCAAAUGAUCAAGUACCUUUAUCAUCAGAUGGUCAA
Messenger RNA from Schistosoma guineensis, 410 nucleotides. NCBI's taxonomy places the organism in Eukaryota, Metazoa, Platyhelminthes, Trematoda, Strigeidida, Schistosomatidae. The record is from the annotation of a GenBank genome assembly.